This is a messenger RNA of Penicillium chermesinum, 396 nucleotides long. RefSeq lists its product as uncharacterized. Lineage: Eukaryota; Fungi; Ascomycota; Eurotiomycetes; Eurotiales; Aspergillaceae. The transcript has a single exon. The coding region runs from base 1 to 396 and encodes 131 amino acids. The record is from RefSeq and is a predicted model, not a curated record.
AUGAUCGCCAAUAUCUCGCCCCGGGCGAUCUUCGAGCAGCCGCCGGAAUGCGCCGACUACAGCAACUUCUUCCCGGUGCUACCAUUCGACAGCGACACCCCGUCGGCGCAGUUCUUCACCCAAGUUCCGCUCUACCAGCCCGAGAAUAACCACACCGAUCUGCCUGCAACGUUGCAGGAGUGCUGUCACUAUAAGACGUGGACAUACGCGGACCCAGAACUAUGCACGGCGAUCUGCAAUUCGAGGACGUUGAAACAAGCGCUGGAAGUGCAGUAUUGCCUGAAUGCGCAGAAGAUCCACUAUGGGGUGUUGGCGAACACCGGUGCUGUGCCUACGGCAAGGCUGUGGGCUAUUCUGUGCGUGGGCGGCCUCGUGCUUUCGAUGGUGAUGUUUUGA